Messenger RNA from Annulohypoxylon maeteangense, 795 nucleotides. RefSeq lists its product as uncharacterized. The transcript has 2 exons. The coding region runs from base 1 to 795 and encodes 264 amino acids. The record is from RefSeq and is a predicted model, not a curated record. Lineage: Eukaryota; Fungi; Ascomycota; Sordariomycetes; Xylariales; Hypoxylaceae.
AUGGAGAACCCAUUCUCGCCCUUGCAAGGUAAAGUUGCCCCAUUGGUCGCCGCCAUGGAGGGGGCAAUUAGAUUGGUGGAGGCCGAAGCGAACCAAGAGAUGAGAAUCAGCCGAGCCAAAAAUGCAUUGUCAUACUUCGACCAAAUUGUGAAAGAAAUGGAGUCACUACUGGCCGAGUCUACAGAGCUUCGGAACAAGAAUUUUGAAGACGAGGUCGCUCGUAGAUUAAUCUCGGAGAAGCAAGAACUAGAAAUAGAGAAGCACACUCUUGCAACGGAGAAGGAGACCUCCAACCAAGAGAAGCAGACACUCUCAGCGGAGAAGGACUCUUUGGAAGCCAAAAAACAAUCCUUUGCCGAAGAGAAGCGGGCUCUCGCCGAAGAGAAGAAGGAUGUGGCAUCGGUGACCAAGGCUCUGGGCUUGGAGAACGUGGCCCUAACUGAACAGAUGCGAUCUAUAGCCGCAGAACAGCAAACUCUUUGGUCCGAGAAAGAGGCUUUAGCUACAGAGCGGCGACAUCUAGAGUCGGGAAAGGAAGUCUUGGACACAGGGCAGCAAUUGCUGGAGUCGGAAAAGGAAGCCCUAGCCGCCGAACAGCAAACCGCCCAGGAACUCUUCCAGGCCAUGAAGCUUGAGAAGGGAAAUUGCGAAGCCAAGGGUCAGGGUCAGGGUCAGGAUCAGGGUCAGAGUCAGGGUCAAGGUCAAGGUCAGGGUCAGAGUCAGGGUCAGGGUCAGGGUCAGGGUCAGGGUCAGGGUCAGGGUCAGGGUCAGGGUCAGGGUCAGGGUCAGGGUUAA